CAGAAAGCCACGCUGGUUUAUCGACCAAUCAGCGUUUCGCAUUGUCGGUCUUUCAGGGCGAAAUAGGCGCCGCCAUUAACUUUUUACUGAGUGAGGUACCGAGGAAUGGACCCACAGGCUGCCUUUGCUGACGCAGUUGCAAGAGCUAGACAGAUCGCUGCUAAAAUCAAUCAGCCUGGGCAAGGUGGAGGGGAUGGUAUAUCCUCAGGUAAAAGACCAUUUGACGCAGAGCCAAAUAAUUUUGACGAACCAGAAGCUAAACGGAGUCCGUUCAUGCAGGAUCCCUCAGGUGGAUAUCCAGGCCUAAAUCAAUCAAGAAACACAGAAGCAGCACAAGCCGCAGCACAAGCAGCAGCAAGAAUCAACCAGCAACUAGGAGUAUCCUCACCUCAGGGCGGAAUGCAUCAACAGGGAGACCAGAUGGGGGGCAUGGGGAUGGUCAUCACAGAGGAGUACAAGGUUCCCGACAGGAUGGUCGGACUCAUUAUUGGAAAAGGUGGAGAACAGAUCACCAGACUUCAAGCUGAGACCAGCUGUAAAAUACAAAUUGCUCCAGAUUUUGACUUUGUAGACAGCAAUGGAAUGCCAGAAAGGUCUACUACUUUGACUGGGACACCACAGUCUAUCGCGAAGGUAAAAGAGGAGAUCAACAAGAUCAUCCAGCGUGCCCAGGGCUCAGACCAUGGCUACGGUGACAUGUCUGGUAACCUGGAGAUCAUGAUCCCCGGCAACAAGGUCGGACUCAUCAUCGGCAAGGGAGGGGAGACCAUCAAACAACUCCAGGAGAAGUGUGGAGUGAAGAUGGUGAUGAUCCAGGACAGCAACACGCCCACAGCCUAUGAGAAGCCCCUGCGUAUCUCUGGCGACCAGAUGAAAUGUCAACAGGCCAAGGAGAUGGUUAUGGAGCUUCUUGCAUCCAAGGAUGAUGGCAUGGGCUUCUCCAAUGGUAUGGGAGGGUUUGGUGGAGGAGGUAGAGGGGGAGGAGGAGGCGGAGGUGGUGGCAUGGAUAUGCCUGUACCCCGGGCAGCUGUAGGCAUAGUGAUCGGCAAGGGAGGAGAGAUGAUCAAGAAAAUACAGCAGGAGACUGGGGCCAAGGUCCAGUUCAAGACGGACGAUGGUCAUUCUGAAGACCGAGUCUGCUCCAUCACGGGACCACCAGACAAGGUGCAGGCUGCCAGAGCCAUGAUUCAGGACCUCCUGAAUAACUCCAACGUAAGUAACUCCAAUUAUGGAGAUGGCGGUAUGGGGCGUGGUGGCGGAGGUUUCCGUGGAGGCAGAGGUGGUGGUCGCGGUGGCUUCAACCAGGGCCCUGGGCGAGGUAUGGGAGGCCCUGGCGGCUUUGAUGGGGGAAACUACCAGGACCAGACCACGUUCUCUGUGCCUGCUGACAAGUGUGGACUCGUUAUUGGCAAAGGUGGAGAGACCAUUAAAAACAUCAACAGCACCACUGGAGCCCAUGUGGAGUUGCAAAGGAACCCAGGCCCAAACCCGAAUGAGAAGGUAUUCAACAUCCGAGGUGAACCCGGUCAGAUCCAGCAUGCCAUCCAGAUGAUCUGUGAGAAAGCUGGCCUUCCCUAUGAUGGUCCAGGAGGGGACAUGUACGGGGGUGGUCCUGGAGGGCCAGGGGGUCCCCCACAGGGAGGACCAGGGCCAUACGGGGGCCCAGGUCCACAGGGACAUGGGGGAUAUGAUCAGUAUGGAGGGCCACAGGGAGGGCCUGGACCCAACCAGUCGGGCUAUGGGGGUGCUCCACAGGGCUGGGGAAAUUACAAUCAGCAGUUCCCAGGACAGGGGCAGCAACCAGUGGCUCCUGGUGGAGGGGAUCCCAGUAAGGGCCAGGACCCUCAGGCUGCAGCAUGGGCGGCCUACUAUGCCCAGUACUAUGCUCAGUAUGGUCAGCAGGUAGCGGGCGGUCAGUAUGGGCAGCAACCCCAGCAACCUCAACAGAUGCAGCAGAGUACACCACAACCUACCAUAAACCCGGCUACUGGACAGCCGGACUACUCGCAGGCCUGGGCGGAGUACUACAGACAGCAGGGCAUGUAUCAGCAGGCCAACGCCAUCCUAGCCCAGCAUCAGCAGCAGCAGGCUGCGGCCGGGGGACAGCAGGGGGGGCAACCACAGCAGUAACAACACAGCACACACCACAGUUCAAUCCCUUGCUCUUGGAGAGGUAGGCCUCACCCAGUUGGUGGUUCUUAAAAAUCAAACGUCUCCUACUAUCUCAAUGUUUUAUGUUUGUUACUGAGUUUUCUGUGAAGUUCUUGCACAUCUUUGGUUCAACCUAUCGACAACGUGGAAGAUGCUUCCAAGGAGUGAGGAAUUGCAAAUCUUCAAAUUUUGUCAAUUUGAGUCUUGAGUCUGCAUUGUGUUACAUAACCAUGAAUAUGCUCAGUUGAAUUAUUAAUUCCUUUUAUGAGUUUUUACGACUUGCCAAAUUCUGAUUGUAUAGUGUUCAUUUUUAUCAAUUAAAGGUUUCUUUUGUAAACAUUGCGUAACAAAUUUCAUAUUAUUGCAUUAUUGGUUCAACAAGUUUGCCAUAAUAUUUUAUUUAUAUUUGUAUCUACUUCAACAUUGGUAAUUUUGAUACAUGUUUUUGUAUGGAUAACAUCUUGUAAAUAAUGAAUGCUAUUGAUAAUUGCUUCGCUGAUUAUGUAACAUUCAAUGCUUCAUGUAUGUAAUAUAUAUAUAUUUUCCAUGUUCAUGAUAUGGUUAUUUCACACGGUGCAUUGUUGUUAUUGAUGUAAGAAACACUCGAUAGUCUUUAUUAAUGGACUCGUCUGUGAUAAUUGACAUAAAAUUUGAUUGAUUAUACGUUUUAUUGUUCACUUGGUAUAUUAUAUUUUGUUUGAAAUUGCAAUUUUUAUUGAACUGAAUUGUUGAUGACAGCUAUUUUUUCAAUUUGUUUGAAUAUUAAAUUGUAUGAUUCAUAUAAGACUAAGCAAUUCCCUCCCAUGGUAAGUACGAGUAGCAUUAUGUCUUGUUAUUAAUAAAAACUUGUUUGAUAAGUCAGUGUUACAUCUUGUUAAUUUUCAAUUGACUAAUUGUUUCAUUUCUUUGGAAUUUCCUUAGAAUCUUAAAGACGUUAAAGUUACUAAUAUAUUAAGUUUAACAUGAAAUCAAUCUAGAAUGUGCACGUAGUAGUGUGAUGUCUUGAUUCUGUGCAAGGUAAGUGUUGUGUGUUGUGAGUCUAGUUGCGCACCAGAUAACCUUUCUCCAGUGGAUUUGAGGUAUCAGUUCUUUUUAAUAAAUACAAUUCAUGAUGGCUUUUCAUAACUAAAUAAAUCUUUAAAAAAAAAAUUGAACAACAAUAUACUAGUUUUGUUGUAAGUUAAAAUCUGAUUCUGUGUAGAUUGCUUCUUAGCCAGAGUAUUGUUUUGUAUUUUCUCACAGGUUUAUGAUGUGUUUCAUGACGCCUGACCUGUUCAAGUUCUCGUGUAUGUAUAAUGCUACAUUAGCUGUACUGGAUUGUAUCACACAUCAUGUCCCCAUUUUUAGUGUUCUGCAUGUUAGCACAUUUCUUGUGUUUUUUAUCAUAACCAGUGAUUUAUCCAUGAUUAAUAUUGAUCUAGUUUCUUGCUUGUUUUCAACGUUAACAGGUGUGUGUUGAUCUUGAACAAAAUAUGCUUUAUCUUGGUCUGUUAAUGUUACUUUUGAAAUCAAACUGUUUUGCUUUGCAUAAUUGAAGAAAUUAUAUGUUAAUUAUUACUAUGAUCGUGCCAACAUUAAACCUUCAUCUUGACAUUCCAUUUGUUUAGACAUGUUCUGGUCAUAAGUAAACAAGACUUACUAUGUUUUAUGCUGUAUUACAUAAUAAUGCAUCUUACUGAUAAUAUUGUAUGGGUAUUCCAACUUCUGAUGAUGUUCUUUUUAGAUUUUGCACAUUUUAAACACACAUGUUGUAAUGUGUUGUGAAAUAUAUUUCCUCUUGUGUUGUCAUGAUACAUUGUAGAUAGAUAAUUAUUGCAUCUCUUAUAACAUGUUUGCUAUUGAAAUUGAAAAACUGAGUUUUCUUGUAUCCAAAUGACUUUAAUGCAUAGUUAUAUCAUUGCUGUUUUGUGCUAAUAUUUGUUUUAAUUAAUGUGUUUUGACUUGUAUUCCAACAUUAUUCUAAACAUGUGUGUUUAUUAAUUGUUGUUUUAAUGACAUUAUUUUCAUUAUUUUGUCGAAUAAUAUUUGAAUAUCUCUUAAUUACCUUAUCAUCACAAUUAAAUGUUUUAAAUUGUUCACGAUUGUUAAUUAAUUGCUAGUGUGUAGUUGACAAAGAUAUAAAGUUGUCAUCAUGUACAUACAAUGUACAUGCUAACCAACUGUUGAUACCUAUGUUUGGUUGCUUGGAAACACUGGAAUGGGGAAGCUGUGUUGUUGUUGAUGUUAGGAAGCCUGUUGGUGGCUGAGACAUUGUUGGUUUGUUCUGUAGCGCCUGUACAUAGAGCCUUGUGGCAGGCACGAGGCCAGAGGAGGGGUCCAGGCCUGGGCUCACUCAGUCUGCACUGACUUGUUUUACUUCGUGCUUUUCACUUUUUUGUGUAGACAUUUCUUCAUUAACUGCACUUUGAAUUUAUAUUUUAACAAUAAAUGAUUGUCCCUGUCAUGUGUUAAAUCUUUGGAAACUGUAUUUGCUUUUACAUAGUUAUUCAGGUGAUCGUAUAUACAUAUAUAUAUAUUCAACACGUAUAUAAAUAUAGUAUUGACCCUCAUGAUUAUUGUGUUAUUAAUGGCUAGUUGUGUAACAUAUGUUUGAAGUUUGUUAAAAUUUCUACGAAAAUCAUCUUUCUUUUCCAUUUUUUGUGCAGAUAGCUUUUGUGUAGCUUUUAGGGUCCUUCAUGUAUGACUUAUAAAAAUGUAUAAAAAAUAUGAAUAUGUUUCGAUAUGCUCCAUGUCUUAGCUCUAUUUUAAUGAUGUUUAUUGAAUAGCAAGAUCUCUUAUUGUCAUUCAUUGGUUCACAUGUACUCUAUUAAUAAAAAUAGUUCAUUGUUUGUACCAAAUUAAUGCCCGUUUUCCAUCCUGAAAUAUUUUGUGUGUAUUCCUUGAUGUUUAAACCGUAUUGCCAUUGGUAGUGUAGGAAUUAAAGAACUCUGAAAUUGAUUAUGUGCCAUUUAUUUUUUUCUGAUUACUUGUAAGUAUUGGUACAUUUUACAUAAUCUUUUUGAUGUCUUAGUAAGUAGGUAAUAAAACCGACCUAAUUUAAAAUCUAUGAUACUUUAUAUUUUGUCUAUUGUUUUUGCAAAUGGAAAUGUAACUUGUAUGUUAUUUUUGUUUUGAUAUAUUGCAAAAUACAAAUAAUGUUUAUAUUAGUCAUGUUGUUUAAUAUGUUAAAAGUAUAUAGGUCUUUAAACUUGAACUUUGAUGACUGUUUUUGUUAAGUAAUGAUGAUUAAAAAUGAUCAUACUUGUAUUAGAAAUGUGCUUCUAAAUACUCUUUUUUUAACUUGAAUGUACAUGUCUGUUGGCAGCAUUAAAACAACAUUAUAUUGAUGAUUAUUAUCUUGUACAAUUAAUAUGCUUUGAAAAUAAAAAUCUAAAAUUGUAUUUUAAUGAUGUACGGAAGUAUUUUAAAUGUCCAUGUCAUAUGUCUUAUGAUGUUAUUUCAUCCAGUAUUGUAUGAAUAUUUUUGUACUUUCGACUUGAAAAAUUAUACCUUGGUACAUCAUGGAAACAAAUUGGAUUGUUUUCCAAUAAGGCAUUGGUUUUAAUAGUAUCUAAAUGUUUUUGAAAUGGUUCGAGUUGUCAAUUUGCAUCCUUGAAACAGAACAGUUUGGCACUAAAUUUGUUUUUUAUUAAUUUAAAAUGACUACACCUAAAUUGUUUGCUUUACGGUGGUUAAUAUUGCUAUGAUUUUUGUUGCUACAUUGUUACAAAUGUGGAUACCGAUGCAUAUAGCUCAUUGUUCUCCUAGUCAUGUGAACAUGUUCAACAAACUUAUAAUGAUGGUAGUUAGAUUACUUUCACGCAUAAUUGUCAUAUGCUGUGUACACGUUUAUUGGUUAGUUUUAUUUGCCUUUUGCAUUCAUGUGUACUUUUGUUUUCACUUUAAUAAUGGAUAUUGCCAGCAAUAUUGAAGUAUUUUCUACUAUGUAAUUUUAUAUAUUAAGGGCAGUAAAUCUUUGGCAAUUGUUUUAAUGCUUUGUUUUUAUAUUAAUUUCUUUGUCCAUAAUGCCUUGUUUGAUGUAAUGAGAAAUACUUUGUUUGCUAUAUGCUUUGCUGAUACUGUUAUGAAGUAUUAUUCUUAAUACAUGAUAAUAAUAUUCAAAUUUUAAUCAUUAUCUUUGUAAAUGACCUGUUUUAUUGUUCUUCCAUAAAAUGGAUAUUCAGAGUUGUAUGUCAACAGUUAAUAAUUUUAUGUUGCUAGGGAGCCAAGUAAAGAAACUAUUCAUGAA
Messenger RNA from Dreissena polymorpha, 6379 nucleotides. Its product is annotated as far upstream element-binding protein 1-like. Gene Ontology annotation, biological process: regulation of DNA-templated transcription. The coding region runs from base 106 to 2130 and encodes 674 amino acids. NCBI's taxonomy places the organism in Eukaryota, Metazoa, Mollusca, Bivalvia, Myida, Dreissenidae. Gene Ontology annotation, cellular component: cytoplasm; nucleus. The record is from RefSeq and is a predicted model, not a curated record. The transcript is spliced from 16 exons. Gene Ontology annotation, molecular function: mRNA binding.